Stylonychia lemnae is the source of this 2742-nucleotide messenger RNA. NCBI's taxonomy places the organism in Eukaryota, Ciliophora, Spirotrichea, Sporadotrichida, Oxytrichidae. The record is from the annotation of a GenBank genome assembly.
AUGAGGCCAAACCUUAAUGGAGUACCCUCUUAAAGCAUGAUGAGCAAUUUGACUAACGAUUCUUAAUUCUAUCUCCCACAUUUAAGAAGUGAAACACAAUAAUUAAAUAGCUCAUCUUCUAAUAUAACAGCAGACUCCUCACUUACUGCUUUUCAAACGAAUGGAAACUAGGUAGAUAUAUAAAUAGGAGUGUUAAUGAUUUUAUAGACUCGAUCGCUAUUAAGUGGAAGUUCUUUCAAUUCAUCAAUGAGAAGUCAUAGUACUGAAAAAUAAACCAGCAUGUUUUUAUCAAAGCUUGAUAGUAAAAUUAGCUAGCUAUCUUAAGACGAUAGCAAUAUGAUAAGCAAGAACUCUACAAAUUAAACGCAAUAAAAUCCCUUGAAAAAUCAGACUAGGCGACAGUAGGUUCAGAAGGCUCUACCAACAUUUUUACCUAAAACAGGCAUUGAGCAGCCGUUUACAAAAGAUAGACCGAGAUUCAUCGAGAACCAUAAAGAAUUUGAACCGAUCUAAUUUAUGAAUCCCUAUCUUGUUGAGGAAUUUCAAAGGCAAGAUAGCGAGAAAACUAUGAGUGGAAAUAAUACUCUUUAAAGAAUAGUUUAUGAUUGUUUGGAUCCAUCACCAUUUUAUGAUGGUCAAGAAGCUUAUUUAGAUGAAAAUGAUGCAAUAGAAAUUCCGAAUGAAGAGUAAAAUACGGACUAUAGGAAAUAUCCUUAUGGAUAGAAUUUUUCAUUUGGCUAGAAUGUAAAUGCGCGAGGUAUGAGAGUAAACAGAUUCUAUUAGAAGUUAAAGCCAUAUUAUGUUCUUUAGCAAGAAAAUGAUAAUACUUUGAUUUUUGAGAGUAGAUUUGAAUCUGGUAAUUUAAGAAGAGCCGUUUAGGUUAGUGAAUUUGAGUAUGACCUAAUCCUCAAGUAUGAUUAUGGAACAAGCAAUUAUACUUAGUGGUACUAUUUCAAAAUUAGUAAUAUGAGGAAGGAUGUAACCUAUAAGUUCAAUAUCAUCAAUCUAAUAAAGCCAGAAAGUUCAUAUAAUUAAGGGAUGAGACCACUUCUUUAUUCAAAGAAAGAAGCAGAUGAAAACAAUAUUGGCUGGUCUAGAGAGGGAUAUAAUAUAGCCUAUUUUCAAAAUAGCAUGAAAAAGAAGGGAGGAGGGUUUUAUCAUACUUUGACUUUUUCUGUGAAUUUCCCUUAUGAUAACGAUGAUGUCUAUCUAGCUCAUUGUUACCCUUAUACGUAUUCUAACUGUUGCGAAUUUUUAAACCAGAUUUGUACUUAAGAUACUAAAGACAAAAUUAGAAAAACAGUUUUGUGCAAAACGCUUGCUGGAAACGAUUGCGAAAUGGUUAUUAUAACAAAUUUCACCUCUAGACCAGAAGAGAUUGCAAUAAGAAGGGCUAUCGUAUUAACUUCAAGAGUUCAUCCUGGUGAAUCUAAUGCCUCAUUUAUCAUGCAUGGUACUUUAGAAUACUUAGUUAGUGAUGAAGAAGGAGCCAAAUACCUUAGAAAUAACUAUGUCUUUAAGAUCAUUCCUAUGUUGAAUCCUGAUGGAGUAAUAAUCGGAAACUACAGAUGUUCAUUAUCUACUUAAGAUCUAAAUAGAUAAUGGACUUUCCCAAAUUCUAAGUAAUACCCUGAAAACUACGCGACUAAACUAAUGAUGAGGAAAACUCUUGAAAGUAGAGAAAUACUUUUCUACUGUGAUUAUCAUGGUCACUCUAGAUAGAAAAAUUUGUUUAUGUAUGGAUGUUAGAACCAAAAAGCUGAUCGCUUAAAAGAAAGAAUAUUCCCUUUGUUGUUUAGCAAAAAUACUGAGAACUUUAGCUUCAAUAAUUGCAGUUUUGUUGUCCAAAAGUCUAGAGAGUCUACUGCAAGAGUAGUUAUGUGGAGAGAAUUUAACUUGAUAAACAGUUUUACUCUAGAGUGCUCUUUUUGUGGACCAACUAGUGGGAUAUAUAAGGAUUGCUAAUUUACAAUAUCUAUAUUAAAGGAUCUAGGAAAGUAAUUCUGCAUUUCACUCAUUGACUAUGUAAAGAAUGAUUUAAAAGUUCGAGAAGUAAUUGAUGAACUUGAAUAGCUCUUUCCUCUAAAUAAGACAGAGGAUGGAUUAAGUUCUUAAUACUGUUAAUCAAUAUAAUAAGAUCAGGAUAAUCAGUAUAAGAAUGAAAAUAACACAAAUAAUAUAGCACCUUCUAGUAAAAAUGGAAAUGGAAAUGGCUAAUAUGGUACUUACAUAGUUGGACUUGAGUAGUAGGCUGAAGAUGAAAAGAUGGCUGUAAAUGGUAGCGGAGAUGAUAAAAAUAGUGUAAUAAAGAAAAAUGCAAAUACAGUAAAGCCAAUAAAGAAAAAAACAUAAGGAACGAAUGGGGCUUUGACUUCUAAAGGCAAUCAGAUUGUUUCAUAGCAUACCUAUAAGAAAUAAUAAAGUGAACAAAUUCAAUAAAAUGGUAAAGGUGCAGUAAACUAUGCAGCUCCGAAUAGCAAUUCUAAUUAUAUGUAUCGUCACUCUUUAUCAAGUGAGAAUAUGGCUUCGGGUCUUGGCAAAUACGAAGAAUAAAAGAAAAUACCUUCAAAAGAGAGCAAGACCUAAGGGAAAUAAAAAAAAGCUAAAAAUAAAAAGAGCAGUAAAUAAAACCUUCAGAAUGAAGAUUAAGCUAUACAAAAUGCAAAUAAUAAUGGAGGAAGCGUAAAAAUCUCUCUACCCACUGUCAAGGUUGAUAGUUAAAGUAGCGCUAAUUCACACUGA